AUGGAAGUGAUUGAGGAGCUCGCCUAUAAUGAUGGAGGAUGGAGUAAUGAGAGGAGUAAGGUGCAUAGGGUGGCUUCCACUACAGAUCAUGAUCCAAUAAGCACCUUAUCCGACAAGUUGGAUGCUAUUACAAUGAGAUUUGACUGCAUGGCGAUGGGGCAGCCCUCUCAAGGACCCCAAAGAGGUGUAGAAGAUAUGAACUACGUGCAACAAGGGGGCAACAACAGGUACUAUAAUAACUCCCGCCCCAACUAUCAGGGUGGAGGUUAUAAUCAGUACGGGAACAUGGGGCAUCCCAACCUCUCUUAUGGGAACCCCAAUAAUACUCUGCAACGACCUCAGGGGUUCACAGUUACUGAUGGAAUGGUUAAUGAUCAAAAUAAGAUGACCACAGAGGACAUACUCAAGUCCUUCAUGAUUCAGACUAACAAGGUCAUGGAACAGAACAACCAAAGGAUGGAGAAAGUUGAAUCAGACGUGCAAGGAAUGGCCACUCAUCUGAAGAAUAUUGACAUACAAAUCAGCCAGAUUUCCCAAACUGUGAGUGCUAAUACUCAAUCGGGAAAGUUUCCAUCAAAUACUAUCAUCAAUCCCAAGGACUGCAAAGCUAUACAUCUGAGGAGUGGAACAAGCUAUGAGGGACCUCCAAUGCCAUCCGAAAAUGAGGAUAGAGUAGCAGAAAAGAGAGCUGAAGAGAAGGAAUUGGUCGAAGAAAAUGAUACUGUUCCAGCUGAAGUGAGGAUCCCUUAUCCUCAACGUGUUCAGAAGAAGAAGACAGAUGCUCAGUUUUCAAGGUUCUUAGACAUCUUUAGGAAGGUUAACUUGAAUAUUCCAUUGGUGGAGGCACUUCAAGAAAUGCCUACAUAUGCAAAGUUCCUAAAAGAUGUGCUCUCCAAGAAGAAGAGGUGGUCUGACUAUGAGACGGUGAACAUAUCUGAAAACUGUAGUGCCAUAAUUCAGAAAAAGCUACAGGCCAAGCUUAAAGAUCCUGACAGUUUCAAUAUCUCAUGCGUCAUUGGAAAUGACAAACAGACAAAGGCACUUUGUGAUCUGGGGGCGAGCAUAAAUUUGAUGCCAUUAUCGUUUUUCAGAAAGAUGAAGAUCAGCACUCUCAAGCCGACAACAAUCACACUGCAGAUGGCAGAUAGAACCGUCACCUAUCCUAAAGGAAUUGUUGAGGACGUUCUUGUGAUGGUACACGACUUCAUAUUUUCCGUCGAUUUUGUAGUGUUGGAUAUGGAAGAAGACGUGAAUGUACCGCUUAUCCUGGGGUGUCCAUUCCUUGCAACGGGAAAAGCAUUGAUAGAUAUAGCAAAGGGAGAGCUCACUCUUCAUAUGGGCAACAAACGCCACAUCUUAUCUAUCUACAAUGCUAUGAAGAGUCGUGAGGAAGAGGAACUUGUUAUGAAGAAGGAGUGCAAAGCUGUGCAUGUUGUAGAAGUCCAAAAGGCAUAA
Salvia splendens (bonfire salvia) is the source of this 1455-nucleotide messenger RNA. RefSeq lists its product as uncharacterized. The transcript is spliced from 2 exons. Lineage: Eukaryota; Viridiplantae; Streptophyta; Magnoliopsida; Lamiales; Lamiaceae. The record is from RefSeq and is a predicted model, not a curated record. Bases 1 to 1455 code for a protein of 484 amino acids.